AUGGGAAAGCUUAUCUUAGAUGCUAUGGAGAAGGUUGGCAAGGAGGGCGUUAUCACUGUCAAGGAGGGAAAGACGAUCGAGGACGAGCUUGUGGCUACCGAGGGUAUGAGAUUCGACCGUGGCUUCACCUCCGCAUACUUCAUCACCGAUACUAAGUCCCAAAAGGUUGAGUUCGAGAAGCCUUUGAUCCUGCUGUCAGAGAAGAAUAUAUCUGCAGUCCAGGAUAUAAUACCCGCGCUUGAAGCCUCCACUCAGAUGCGUCGUCCACUUAUCAUCAUUGCUGAGGAAAUUGAUAGAGAAGCUUUGGCAGUCUAUAUCCUCAACAAGCUACGUGGUCAGCUACAAGUUGCCGCUGUCAAGGCUCUUGGUUUUGGUGACAACCGCAAAUCCAUUCUGGGCGAUCUCGGCAUUCUCACCAACGCCACUGUGUUCACGGUCAAGCUUGAUAUCAAAUUGGAGAAAGCUACGCCGGAGAUGCUUGAAUUAACUAGCUCGAUUACGAUUACGAAAGAGGACAUCAUUAUUCUGAACGGCGAGGGCAGCGUAGACGUAAUAGCACAGAGGUGCGAGCAGAUUCGCGGCGUUAUGAAUGAUCCAUCAACGUUCGACUACGAGAAGGAGAAGCUAUAA
Molecule: messenger RNA, 630 nt
Organism: Letharia columbiana
Lineage: Eukaryota; Fungi; Ascomycota; Lecanoromycetes; Lecanorales; Parmeliaceae
Exons: 1
Coding region: 1-630 (209 amino acids)
Biological process (GO): protein refolding; apoptotic mitochondrial changes; mitochondrial unfolded protein response
Cellular component (GO): mitochondrial inner membrane; mitochondrial matrix
Molecular function (GO): protein-folding chaperone binding; ATP-dependent protein folding chaperone
Source: RefSeq, a predicted model, not a curated record